Messenger RNA from Acanthochromis polyacanthus (spiny chromis), 5304 nucleotides. RefSeq names its product mitogen-activated protein kinase 8 interacting protein 3 (gene mapk8ip3). Gene Ontology annotation, molecular function: JUN kinase binding; MAP kinase scaffold activity; signaling receptor complex adaptor activity. Gene Ontology annotation, cellular component: cytoplasm. The record is from RefSeq and is a predicted model, not a curated record. Gene Ontology annotation, biological process: vesicle-mediated transport. Lineage: Eukaryota; Metazoa; Chordata; Actinopteri; Pomacentridae.
ACUCCAGUGAUUCCUCUCUGUGCGCUCAGCGGGAUCCAAACCUCAGUACAGGCCCGAAAAACUGUUGAGCGCAGCCUUCAUCUGGACAAGUGAAGCCGGCUCCAGCUGCCAAGAUGAUGGAGCUGCAGAUAGACGAGGUGGUCUACCAGGACGACUACGGCUCCGGCCUCGUCAUGUCGGAGCGCGUGUCGGGCCUGGCCAACUCCAUCUACCGGGAGUUCGAGCUUAUACGCAGCUACGACGAGGAGGUGGUGAAGGAGCUGAUGCCGCUGGUGGUGAACGUCUUGGAGAACCUGGACGCGGUGCUGACAGAGAACCAGGAGCACGAAGUGGAGCUGGAGCUGCUGAAGGAGGACAACGAGCAGCUCAUCACCCAGUACGAGAGGGAGAAGGCGCUGCGCAAAACAGGCGAGGAGAAAUUCAUCGAAUUCGAGGAUGCGUUGGAAGCAGAGAAGAAGGACCUGCAGAUGCAAGUGGAGUUUCUGGAGCUGCAGGGAAAACAGCUAGAGCUCAAAACAAAGAACUACUCUGAUCAGAUCACUCGGCUGGAAGAGCGAGAAUCAGACACGAAGAAAGAGUACAACGCUCUGCAUCAGCGCCACACCGAGAUGAUUCAGACGUACGUCGAGCACAUAGAGCGGUCCAAAAUGCAGCAGGCGGGGAGCAACAGCCAAUCAGAAGCCCCUGGCUGUGGACGAACCAAAGCGGAGCGCCCGCCGUCGUUGAGCCUGUACCCCAGCGGCGAGGGCAUGGUACGUGGGGGUCUCGGGGGGGCUAGGAUGAUGCCCGGGAAAGACAUCUGGCAGGUCAGCGAGCUCGGCCAACCUACCUUCACCUCCGCCUAUCAGGUGGGACAGACGGACGGAUCAGAAUCCGACUCGGUGGCGGCAACACCCAGCAGCACAGGAAGCAAGUCCAACACGCCCACCUCCUCCGUCCCCUCUGCCACCGUCACCCCCAUCAACGAGGGAUUCCUGCCACCCUCCGAGUUCGACGUCAUGCGAUCCGGGAACCGCAGGAAAAGUGCCAAGCGUCUCAGCCGGAAUAUGGAAGUGCAAGUCUCCCAGGAAACCAGGAAUGUCAGCAUCGGAAUGGGAAGCAGCGAUGAAUGGUCAGAAUUUCAGGAGAUCAUUGAUUCCACCCCUGAGCUGGACAUGUGUGUGGACCCCCGAGUGUACGGAGGCGGAAACAGCCCCUCUCAGGGCAUAGUUAACGAGGCCUUCGGCAUCAACACCGACUCCCUCUACCACGAGAUCAAAGACGCCAAGUCAGACAUCAUCGGAGAUGUUGAUGCAGGUGCAGAGCUACUAGGCGAGUUCUCAGUCCGUGAUGAUUUCUUCGGGAUGGGCAAGGAGGUGGAGAACCUGCUGACAGAGAACAAACAGCUCCUAGAGACCAAAAACGCUCUGAACAUUGUGAAAAACGACCUUAUUGCCCAAGUGGAUGAGCUGUCGGGGGAGCAGGAGGUGCUGAGGGAGGAGCUGGAGGCGGUGAGGCAGUCCAAGAACAAGGUGGACGCAAGAGUCAAAGAACUGGAAGAAGAACUUAAGAGGUUAAGAGCAGAAGCUCUCGGCGCGUCCAGAGAUUCUAAGGAUGAAGGAGGUGAUGAUUUUUCAUCACCAAUGCAAGAUGGCGACAUGACAAUGACCCAGCGGCGGCGGUUCACUCGGGUAGAGAUGGCCCGAGUGCUGAUGGAGAGGAACCAGUACAAAGAGAGGCUGAUGGAGCUGCAGGAGGCUGUACGGUGGACGGAGAUGAUCAGGGCGUCUCGGGAGAGUCCUCCAAUCCAAGAGAAGAAGAAGUCCACCAUCUGGCAGUUCUUUGCUCGUCUCUUCAGCUCUUCGUCCAGCCCUCCACCGGUCAAGCGGCCAUAUUACAGCGUCAACAUCCACUACAAGUCGCCGUCGCCGGCUGGUUUCUCUCAGCGACGCAGCCACACCAUGUGUCAGAUCUCCACCUCCAACCGAACACUGGAGUUCUUCCCUGAAGAUGACUCGGCACUGUUGGCCCGCCGAGAGCAGCGGCGUGAACAGUACCGGCAGGUCCGAGAGCACAUGCGCCGCGACGACGGCAUCAUGCAGGCCUGUGGAUGGAGUGUGCCGUCCAGAUUCAAACAGACUGGUGGUCAGACGGACAGCGCUCAGGACAGCCCGCUGAAAAGACAACAGACCACCAACGAGAAAGAGGACAACCGCAUGAAGAAUGUUCCUGUUCCAGUUUACUGUCGCCCCCUGGUGGAGAAGGACCCCAACAGGAAGCUAUGGUGUGCAGCUGGAGUGGACCUGACGGGAUGGAGGGCCGGCAGCCAGGAGUCGGCACCGAGCAAAACGGCGUCAGGUAGCAGCGACCCUCUUCAUGCUGAGGAAGAUGGAGGAGAUAAGCAGAGCAGCCACACAUCUCCAGAGAAGAGGAAGUCGAAGGAGCUCCAGGAAACUGACACCAUGAGCAGUCGAGUGUGGAUCCUCACCAGCACUCACUCUGCCAGCAAGGUGGUCAUCAUCGAUGCCAACCAGCCUGGUUCACUGGUCGACCAGUUCAACGUCUGCAAUGCCCACGUGCUCUGCAUCUCCAGUGUGCCAGCUGCCAGUGAAAGCGAUUAUCCACCCGGAGAGAUCGUGUUGGAUCCAGGUGACGGUGGAGCCGGUUUGGUAGACGACACCGGCAGCAUGGAGGGCAUGUUGGCCGGCAUCACGCUGGUGGGCUGUGCCACCAACUGCAGCGUCGCUCGUAGCAACUGUUCUUCGCGCACUGACACGCCCAUCAUGGACAAAGGACAAGCUCCCACAGCUCCCCCCAUGAAUGGGAAGAUCCACCCUGCACAGUCGGCUGAGGAAGCCACGGAGGCCACAGAGGUUUCAGAGUCAACAGCCAGCCAUACAGAAAUGGGACCUCCAGGACCAUUUACCGAACACGUUUUUACCGAUCCUCAGCCUCGUCCAACAGAUUCCUCUGACAGGAGCUCAGGACUGUCCAAGGAGGAAGCAUCUCAGCCUGCAGAGUCGGAGGAUGGAGGAGACGAGGCCAAAAACUACACCAGCGUGGCCCCCACCAUGUGGCUCGGAGCCCAGAACGGCUGGCUUUACGUCCACUCAGCUGUUGGAAACUGGAAGAAGUGUCUCCACUCCAUCAAACUCAAAGACUCGGUGCUCAGUCUAGUGCACGUUAAAGGUCGUGUGCUGGUCGCCCUCGCUGAUGGGACAUUUGCAAUAUUCCACAGAGCCGAGGAUGGCCAGUGGGAUUUGUCCAACUACCACUUCAUGGACCUUGGCCGACCUCAUCACUCCAUCCGCUGCAUGGCCGUGGUCCACGAUAAAGUGUGGUGCGGCUACAAGAACAAGAUCCACGUCAUUCAGCCCAAAACCAUGCAGAUCGAGAAGUCCUUCGAUGCCCACCCUCGCAGGGAAAGUCAGGUGCGGCAGCUGGCGUGGAUCGGCGACGGUGUUUGGGUGUCGAUCCGGUUAGACUCCACUUUGCGUCUUUACCACGCACACACACACCAGCACCUGCAGGACGUAGACAUCGAGCCGUACGUCAGUAAGAUGCUCGGUACUGGAAAGCUUGGCUUCUCUUUUGUGCGAAUCACGGCACUUCUGAUUGGUGGAAAUCGUCUUUGGGUGGGGACUGGAAACGGUGUCAUCAUCUCCAUCCCUCUGACAGAGACGGUGGUCCUUCACCGGGGACAGCUCCUGGGUUUGAGGGCCAAUAAGGUAUCUCCCACGUCGUCCGGUGGGGUGAUCCAUGUGUACGGCGACGACGGUGGAUCCGAGAAGAGCAGCGGCAGCUUCAUCCCCUACUGCUCAAUGGCGCAGGCCCAGCUGUGUUUCCAUGGACACCGGGAUGCAGUCAAGUUCUUCGUAUCUGUACCGGGCAAUGUUCUGGCCACCCUGAACGGCAGUGUGCUGGACAGUCCAUCGGAGGGUCAGGGAUCCACGGCGCCCACAGAGACGGAGGCGCAAAGUGUUCAGAAUGUGUUGGUGCUGAGCGGAGGAGAAGGUUACAUCGACUUCCGUAUAGGGGAUGGAGAGGACGAUGAGACGGAGGAAGGAGACAGUUCUGCCGUUGCGGCUUCGCAAAUGAAACCUGGUUUAUCCAAAGCCGAACGGAGCCACAUCAUCGUCUGGCAGGUGUCUUAUGUACCUGAGUGACACCUGGACCUGCUUUAACACCCUGCCCACCCAUCUCCUUAAAGAAACCUCCUCCUGCCCCAAAGCUUCCAGCCACCCAAACCUUGUAAUUUUCCCCCGGUCAUGUAAAAGUUCCCCUUUCUUGGCUCUAAAACGACCCUCCAAGCCGUGUAUCGUCCCCUGUAACUAUUAUAUCCCCUCCUGCCCCGUCACCUUGUAACUUUAAUGCCUUGUAAGUACCUCCUCUGAUCUAGUAAUCUGCCUGCCAUCCUGUUUCUGUCCCACCCAGGGCAUUGUAACUAUCUUCAUGAGCCUUGUAACCCAGCCUCAUAACUACCUCCCCCCUCUGUAUCGAUCUUAUAUUCACCCUGUAAGCACACUGUAUCUCCUCCUAUAUUUACCUCAAUUGUCCUGCAUCUGCCCCUAAACUUACUCCUCAACUUCCUCCAUUUAGUUCUGUGAAACCCCCACUUCAUCUUAAAGCAAAGCCCGGAGCCCCAACAUGCAUCACAUGCAUAAAAAGUAAAAGAUAAAAGAGCAGCAGCAGGUGCAGCAAUGCGAAUGACAACAUUGACAUGCAUUUUCAUGAGAAAUCUUAUUUUUUAACAGCCAACGGAUCCUGUUUAAAUGGAGGUAAUGAUGCAGAUGAGGUGUUUAUGGUCUUUGUAGGGGGGAGCAGCAUGCUGAAGUCUUGGUGUAAGAUUGUAGUUAAAGAUGUCUGACUUUGUUGGAAUUUGAAGUGAAGAUGAGCAAAUUACUACCUGUCAAAUUCAGCACAGAAAUCUAGGUUCUUCUGGCUGUCAACUGAAAUAUUUCACAUCCCAUCUUGCCGUCACCUCUUUUUGAAGUGUCCUGAUUGUUUCACAAGUGUGUGGUUACAAACCCAGUGACAGGAAAUAUUGUGAUGUGCCUGCAGCAGCGAGACAAAUUCAGAAUGAGUCCAGUCGAAGGGGGUUGAGUUUAACACGUCCAAAACUCUUUUCUCUCAUCUGACUGGCUGUUGAUGGGACGGUUCGAUGUGCAGCAGGUGAACGGUGGCGUGAAGUCAUUACAUGUACGAGGAUUACUGUAAAUCUCCAGACGCACUGAAGCCCAUCCUCUUUGUUCGAUAUGGAAAUUCUUGCAUUGAUCUUUAUCUGUGUGGAUUAAAUAUUAAACAUUUGUGUGCUGAAAACAAUAA